AUGUCACGCCACUGGACGGCCUCCACCUCAGUUGCGGUGGCGACCAAGUUCAUUUUGGCGGCCUCUCAGAAAGGUGAGUUAGUUUUGCAACUUUUUCCCUUAAAAAGCAUGAUUUGCACAACAUUUGUAAACCUUUAUAUAAGGAAAUAGAUUCCUAAAUUGUUUGGUUCAAUUUUGUUUUCAUAAUUCAGGUUUUAGCGUGUUUAUAGAGGGAAAGUUGAGCAUCGAGUCUUCAGAAAGAAAUCCGAAAAGCAGGUAAAACUUCCUAGCACCAGAGUAUUGCUUUAUUUCUUAUUUUCAACUUGAUUUUUAUUCCGUGAAACUAAUCAGCGGCAGGUUAGGACCGCUCUAGAAAAUGAUUUUGCAUUAUUUGCAAAAACACACACACACACACACACACACCCAUACACACUCUCUGUGGAUUUUAUGCUCAUCAUCUUUUUCAACUCGUGUUUUGAAUACCAUCUAAAAAUGGCGCCAAAGGCUUGUUUGAAAUUCUACUUUUUCUUCCUUUAGUGUGGUAAUGGAAUGGACAAACAACCACGACCUUGCUCUUGCUCGGGAGGUUUUGUUAUUGGAACCUUUUCGUCUACAGGCAAGGACAGUUGAAAGAGGAAAAGUGUGGCAAACAAUAGCGGACAACCUGAAUUCGCACGCUACAUUGAGGUCUCUUGUCACAAAGAAAUCGGUGAGGGAGCAUCUUAAGCUUUUACUGGACAAGUAUCGUGCAAGAAUGCAGAAGGAAGGGAGAGACAGUGGAGUGGAAGUAGAGCAAACAGAGCUGGACCAAGCCCUCGAGGAGAUCAACGAGAAGUGGGAAGCAGCGGAUAUAUUGUUGCUGAAUAACAGGAAAAAAACAGAGGAGGACAGAGCGAUGGGAGAGGAGGUCCAAAAGAAGGCGUGCAAAAAGCUGGGUGAAACGAUGAAGCGGAAAGGAGAAGGUGACGGUUCGUCAGAACCGAAGAAGAAAAGGUCAAGAAAGGGUGGAAAUGACACAAUAGAGUUUCUGAGGGAAAAGGCAAACUUUGAUAUGGCAAUGAAACAAGAAGAACAGAAAGCGAGAAGGGAGGAGCACGAGCGGCAAACAAGGCUUUAUGAGCUAGCACUUGCUAAUCAACAACAGCAACAACAACAGAGCAAUCAUUUCAUGAGUCUGAUAAGAAGUCUGAUAAUAAGACGGUUAAUUUUGUUUGAGAUGAAAGCAUUCAAGAAACAUACUUUAUUGUUUACUUCAGUUUGCUUGCUUCUGCAGUUCUACUCUUACAUAUAUGAUCCACGUCAUGUCUUGAAGUUACGACAACUUGUUAAAUUUGAAACUGCUUGA
This is a messenger RNA of Porites lobata, 1324 nucleotides long. The record is from the annotation of a GenBank genome assembly. Lineage: Eukaryota; Metazoa; Cnidaria; Anthozoa; Scleractinia; Poritidae.